AUGUCUGGCGCGGCUAUACUUGGUGGAAAAAUUGUAGCUGGAACAGGCCUAGCUGCAGCCGCUGCAGCCGCUCCAGAAAUUGUUACAGUGGUGGUUGUCGCCGGAGUAGCUUACGUUGGAGUUCGCGCUGCAGUUGGUUUGGCAGUUGGUUUGGCUAAGUUAGCAGGGAAAGGGAUAGAUUGGUUGGUGGACAAAAUUUCUCAAGAUGAUCGAAGUAGAGGUCGUGAUAGAAAUGCGAAUUCUGGAACUGGACAGUCAACGACUAAUUCCUCGCAAUCUCAGCCUCCAAACCAGCCUCCAAAUCGGCCGCCAAGAGAACGAAGCACAAGUAACGCCAAUAGACUUACAAAAGUCAAGGUGAAAAAGCAAAUAUCGAGUGGUAUUUGCCAAGUUGAGAUUGCCAGAAGACAAAGCAUUGAGGUCACUGCUGCUUUUAUGGCAAUACCAGAUCAACUACAACCUCAGAUGACGCAAAUGGUGACAGCAGAUGCUCAUAGAUCUAUGGCAGUGUUCAAUGAUGAAAAUCGGGGGUUAUUGCACAUAGCAACAAAUCAUGGUCCAGAAUUUCAGAGUCUUGGAUUACGUUUAGAUGGGUCAAAUACCACGGGGGAAGUAAUUCCGGUUGAUGCUGGGGGGCAACGUCAAUUUGGCUGGCAAAUUCGUGAUGUUAAUGGUAACGACCAAAUUCUUAUGAUUGUUUUUAGUGAUAGGAUAGCAUAUGAAUUCGACGGUCGCGGUCCGUUUAGUGGUACUUUUCGUGAAAUCAUAACAGCGUUUCUUAUCGUAGAUCCCGGGAAAUAUGAGUUCCAAAAGUGA
This is a messenger RNA of Didymodactylos carnosus, 816 nucleotides long. The record is from the annotation of a GenBank genome assembly. Lineage: Eukaryota; Metazoa; Rotifera; Eurotatoria; Philodinida; Philodinidae.